AUGGGUUUAAUUGAAGGGUGAUUUCUAUUUAGAAGUGAGAAAAAACAUGAUGUUAAAAUUGACAAUGUAGUUUGCAAGCUUGUAAAGUUAACAUAGGACUCAGUCAAAGCCUCUCAGCCAAUCCAAAAAUUGGCUUCUCUAGAAUAUCUUAGAGCUCUAAAAGAGCACUCAUCUUAUCAUGAAAAACAAUCCAAAAGCUUAUCAGACAGCGUAGAAUAUGCUAUUGAUAAAGCAGUUCGGGAAAGAAUGCAGCAAGGUCUCUUUGGAUAUGAUCAUUCUCAAUUGAUAGUGGUUGAAAUGGAGUUACAGAAGAAUCUAUUAAAAGAAAAGGGCCCCAAAAGUCCUGAAGCAGCUGAAGCAUUAGUCAAUAGAAUGCUACUAGAAAAAUUAGAAGCUUCUGAAAAGCAGAACCCAGGCAGAAAACUAGAUUAUGAAAAUUGAAAACGGAAAAAAGACGCUGAGGGCCGUCUGAAGAAAAAACUUACAUCUGAAGUACUAGGAAUUGAAAAAGAGCAAGAAAUCAUAGAAAUCAAUGAAAAAAUGACCCAUGAAGCUGAAAGCUCGAAGAAAGUCAAAGAAUGGGCAAGAGCAAAAAGAAAAGAAGAAAGACAAAAAAGAAGAGAAAAAUUGAUACAAGAAAAAAUAGUUGAAGAAAGCAAAAAUAAAAAAAGAGAAGAGGCAAAUGCUCAUUAUCGAGAGUGAUUAAGGGAUAGCCUUAUGAAGCUUAAAGAACAAAAGAAAAGAGAAAGAGCAGAAAGGAAAACAAAGGCAGCACUUGAAAGAGAAAUUGAGAGACAAAAAGAGGAAAAUAAAAUCAAAGCAGAACUUGCUUAUCAAGAGUGGCUUAUAAAUAAGCUUACUCCCCUUUCAGUGAGCAACAAAAAAUUCUAUCACUCAAGGAGGGGGUUAGUUUUUUUUUUUUUAAAAACAUUUAUAUAUAAAUUUUAUAUAAAAAACAUUUUUUUCGAAAUUUUUAAAAAAAUCCUAAUUUGCAAAAAAAUUGGGAAGCAAAUAUUAAUUUAAUUUAUAAAAUUUAUUUAAAACAUAAUUUGUUUAAAAUUAAAAAGAAUUAGCUCGAGAUUUCAUUAUAAUAAUUAUCACUUAUAUAUCAAACAAUUUUUUUCAUAAAAAAAUUUUUGUUCACUCAUGGAGGGAGUUUUUGGGCAAAAAAAAAGGGAUUUUUCUAAUAGUUUUGUUCACUCACUGAGGGAGGGGAGUUAGUAAAACAGAACCGAACACUCCUGAAAUAUACCCUGAGCCGAAAAUAAAGAAGCCAACUAUGCUAGCAUAUUCCCCAAAUAAACAGAAAAUCCCAGUAAUCCAAAACAGUUAUGAUGAGUAUAGCGAAAGCAUCACUGAGAAUAUUGAGUAUUCUGAUUAUUCUGAUGAAGAGGAAGAAGAAAGUAUUCCUAUAGUCUCAUCUCAAAAGCCUCCAAGACAUAAUGCGAAUCCUCUGCAAAUGCAAAUGAAUCAGCAUCGAGUUGAUGACAAUCAUACGUUUGAAGAUCUUUCUUCAAUUAGAAGAUCCCCACAUGUAAUAGAUGCAUAUCAGAAUGAGCAAGAAGUCAGCGAGUCUAGUUUUGAAGGAAGCAGUUAUGAGGAGAAUUAA
Messenger RNA from Blepharisma stoltei, 1609 nucleotides. The record is from the annotation of a GenBank genome assembly. Lineage: Eukaryota; Ciliophora; Heterotrichea; Heterotrichida; Blepharismidae.